GGCUUCACUGAGAUUCUUCUGUGAGAACUUCAACCUUAUCUUUUGGAGACAAGUCUGUCAGAACUUAAGAGGGUAGAGGCAUCACACCCAAUUAUGAAGACCAGCAUCUUGCUGAUGCUUCUUUGGGGGCUAUCCUGUGCUCUUCCAGUGGCCAGGUAUCAAAAUACUGAAUCCAAGAGCUCUGAGGAACGGAAGGGUCAUUUGGCUCUCUCACCAGCACCACCUGUGGAGAACAGUGAGUCAUCAGAAGAAAGUAAAGUUAGCUCAGAAGAACAGGCAAAUGAAGACCCUAGGGACAGCACGGAGACAGAGGAGGACCUUACCUCUGAUGAUGGUCACUAUGUUUCUAGACCCACUGGUGGCCUCUCUAGGAGUGCAGGGAAAGAAGGCGAUGAUAAAGAAGAUGAUGAGGAUGACAGUGGAGAUGACACCUUCGGUGAUGAGGACAAUGACUUGGGGCCCAAACAGGGUCUAGAGGGUGGCAUCUCCAGACUGGGCAAUGAGGAAGAUUCUGCUGAUACCACGCAGUCCAGGGAAGAUAGUGCCUCCCGAGAGGACAGCAUCCAAUAUCCGGCCAGUGACAGCAGGGACCUUGAUGGUGAGGAUGGGGUGGACAGUGAGAGCGAUGAGCACUGGUUGGGAGGUGGCAGUGAGGGGGACAGCAGCCAUGGGGACGGCUCGGAGUUCCAUGAGGACGGAGUGCAGAAUGACCACCCAGACAGCACUAGAAGUGAGGGAGGCAGCUCCAGAAUGGACAGUGCCGGUGUCAAAUCCAAGGAGUCCCAAGGGGACAGCAAGCAGGAAGGCACUCAGGACUCAGGUGACAAACAGUCAGUGGAGUCUCCCAGCAGGAAGUUUUUCAGAAAGUCUCAUAUUUCUGAGGAAGAUGACAGAGGUGACCUGGAGGAUAGUGACACAAUAGAAGACCUCAGGAGUGAUUCCACAGAAAACACCAACUCCCAAGAAGAUGGCCCAGACCAGUCCAGGGAAGAUAGCAAGAGUGACUCUCAAGAGGACAGCAGUGAGAGCCAGUCCCAAGAGGAUGUUGAGGACCUGCCAGACCCCAGCAGUGAGUCCAGUCAGGAGGUGGACCCGUCACCCCAGGAGAGUAGUAGCGAGUCCCAGGAGGAGGUGAUGGGUGAGUCCAGGGGUGACAACCCAGAUGCUACCAGCCAGGAAGACAGCAAUUCCAGUGAGGAAGACAUCUUGAAUACCUUCUCCAGCUCAGAGAGUGAAUCCAGAGAGCAGCAAGCGGACAGUGAAUCCAAUGAGAGCCUCAGGUUCUCAGAAGAAAGUCGGGAGUCCCCUGAGGAUGACAACAGCUCCAGCCAGGAGGGCCUGCAGUCCCAGAGCACAUCCACAGAGAGCCAGAGUCAAGAGAGCCGCUCUGGGGAAGAUGGUGACAGCGAUUCUCAGGACAGCAGCAGGUCAAAAGAAGAUAGCAACUCCACAGAGAGUACAUCCAGUAGUGAGGAGGAUAUUCAUCCCAAAAACAUGGAGUCUGAGAGUAGAAAACUGACAAUGGACUCAUAUCACAACAAACCCAUGGGGGACCAAGAUGACAAUGACUGUCAGGAUGGCUACUAACAUGUGCUGUCCUAAGAAGUGGCUCUCACAGAAGGGGAUCCUGGGCUUCAAGAAUAGGGAAAUCGCCAUAACUGUAAUUUAUCGAUAUUUUAAUCAGAAAGACCAGUCAGUACUUUCUGCAAGAAUUUACUAAAC
Fukomys damarensis (Damara mole-rat) is the source of this 1722-nucleotide messenger RNA. It is a transcript of the gene Dmp1, whose product is annotated as dentin matrix acidic phosphoprotein 1. Gene Ontology annotation, molecular function: extracellular matrix binding. Lineage: Eukaryota; Metazoa; Chordata; Mammalia; Rodentia; Bathyergidae. Gene Ontology annotation, cellular component: extracellular matrix. The record is from RefSeq and is a predicted model, not a curated record. Gene Ontology annotation, biological process: extracellular matrix organization; ossification. The coding region runs from base 94 to 1587 and encodes 497 amino acids. The transcript is spliced from 6 exons.